This is a messenger RNA of Aureococcus anophagefferens, 4488 nucleotides long. RefSeq lists its product as hypothetical. The transcript has 3 exons. Gene Ontology annotation, cellular component: membrane. The coding region runs from base 1 to 4437 and encodes 1478 amino acids. Gene Ontology annotation, molecular function: ABC-type transporter activity; ATP binding; ATP hydrolysis activity. Gene Ontology annotation, biological process: transmembrane transport. Lineage: Eukaryota; Pelagophyceae; Pelagomonadales; Pelagomonadaceae. The record is from RefSeq and is a predicted model, not a curated record.
AUGAAGCGCAACUCGAGCGACCUCAAGGAACAGCGCGAGCUGCAGCUCGUCGCCCUGGAAGAGGUGGCCAAGGCCAAGGAGGUGCCCUGCCCCGAGGACCGCGCGUCUUGCUGGAGCCGCGCGACCCUGAGCUUCCUGACGCCGCUGCUCGGCAAGGGCGUCGACAUCACGCUCCGGGACAUCGGCCGGCCGAAGCAGAGCGACGUCGCGGCCGAGGUGUCGGCGCGGUUCCAGCGGACCUGGGCGCCCGCCGUCGCCAGGUACGACGCGGCCAAGGCCGGCGGCGCCGCGUCCCCGAAGGUCCCGGACCUCUUCACGUCCCAGCUGCGCGCCAUCGACGGCGGCCUCUGCCGGUUCCUCUUCGCGUGCGUCUGCUUCUUCGCGGAGGGCCUGCUCCAGCUCGUGCCCGUCCUGUGCCUCCGCGUGCUCGUGCUCCACUUCGAGCAGAACGACGAGGACCUGCUGAGCACGCGCGCCCAGUGGACCAUCGUCGCGGCGCUCUACCUCGCGCCGUCGCUCGGGUCGCUCGCGCGCGCGCGCUACGACACGGAGAUGGUCCACGUGGGCUGCCAGAUGUACAGCGCCUGCUCCCUCGCGCUCUACGAGAAGGCCCUGCGGCUCUCGCCGACGGCGCGGGGCGACUACGAGGCGGGCAAGAUCGUCACGCUCUUCACGGUCGACGCGUUCAGCGUGCAGAAGCUGCUCCUCUUCAUCGGCAUCCUCUUCAGCGGCCCCAUCAUCAUCGUGCUCUGCCUCUACUUCAUCUACCAGCUCGUCGGCGAGGCCAUGUGGAUCGGUUUGGGGUUCAUGAUCGUCUGCGUGCCGCUCCAGGUCGCGAUCUUCAUCCCGUUCUUGGCCCUCCAGAAGGCCUACCUCAAGGCCGCGGACGAGCGCGUCAAGCUCAUGAACGAGGUGCUCGGCGGCGUGCGCGUCGUCAAGUUCCUCGCCUGGGAGCGGCCCUUCCUCGAGAAGAUCACGGCGCUCCGCGCCGUCGAGUCGAAGAUCCUCUGGAAGCAGUCGAAGAUCAUCUCCGUCGGCUUCGCCGUCGUCAUGCUCGGCGCGCCCAUCUUCCAGCCCGUGCUCAUCUUCGCCUACUACACGCAGAAGAUGGGCCGCGAGCUCGACAGCUCGACGGCCUUUGCGACUUUGAGCCUCUUCUCGCUCCUGCGGCUGCCGCUCGCGUUCCUGCCCUUCUGCCUCAUCCAGUUCCUCACGUACCAGGUCUCCGCGAAGCGCAUGGCCGCCUUCCUCACGCAGCCCGAGCUCGACGAGCGCAAGGGCGGCGCGAACGGCGCCGCGCUCGCCAUCGAGGACGGCACGUUCGCGUGGUCGACGAAGCCGCCCGUCCGCGACGAGAAGGAUGAUGACGACGAGGACGCGGGGCUCAAAGACGGCAAGAAGACAAAGCCCAAGAAGAAGAAGAAGCCCAAGAAGGCCGCGAUCGUCGACCCGGAGAACCCGCCGGAGCCGCUGCCGCUCGCGCUCGAGCGCAUCGACCUGGCCGUCGCGCCCGGCCAGCUCGUCGGCGUCGUCGGCCCCGUGGGCAGCGGCAAGUCGAGCCUGCUCGCGGCCAUCGCCGGCGAGAUGGAGACCAUCGCCGGCGCGUCCAAGCUCGCGCCGGGCGCCGUCGCCUUCUGCGCGCAGGUGCCCUGGGUGCUCAACGCGACGGUCCGCGACAACGUGCUCUUCGGCGCGGACUUUGACGGCGACCGCUUCGCGGCCUGCGUGCGGCGCUGCGCGCUGGCCGACGACCUGGCGCAGCUCCCGGGGGGCGCGCUCUGCGAGAUCGGCGAGCGCGGCAUCAACGUCUCGGGCGGCCAGAAGGCGCGGAUCUCGCUCGCGCGCGCGGCCUACAGCGACUGCGCCGUCGUGCUCCUCGACGACCCGCUCAGCGCCGUCGACGCCCACGUGGCCCUGCACCUCUUCGACGAGUGCAUCGCGGGCGGCGCGGGCGCGCCCGGGUCGCUCGGCGGGCGCACGCGCGUCCUCGUGACGCACCACGCCAAGGUGCUGCCCCGCUGCGACGUCGUCGUCGUCGUCAAGGACGGGCGCAUCGUCGCCAAGGGCACCUACGACGAGCUCGCGGCCCGGGGCGUCGACAUGGGCGAGCUGACGGUCGAGGAGCAGCCCGAGGAGGUCAAGGACGUCCAAGUCGCGACGAAACUCAUCCGCGACGACGAGCCCGUGCUCGUCGAGGCGACGGGCCUCGACGCCGUCGUCGCCGAGGCCGUCGAGGCCGACGUCGCGGCCCACGCGCUCCACGAGGACGAGGAGCUCGAAGGGCUGCACGCGGCGGAGCAGCGCCAGCUCCGCGAGGGCGCGCUCGUCAAGGACGAGAAGACGGCGGAGGGUUUGGUGUCGAACAUGACCUGGAUCGUCUUCGCGAAGGCCGGCGGCUCCGUCUGGCUCGUCGUCGCGUUGACGGUCAUGGUCGCGGGCCGCGCGUCGGAGAUCGGCGGCCAGUUCUUCCUCGCGCGGUGGACGUCGAACCACAAGGACCCGAACCAGUCGACGGUCAUGGACUUCGUCUACUACUACCUCUACUACGCCCUGGGGGCCGUCAUCGCGCUCGCGAUCCGCGCCCUGGUCCUCGCGUACCACCGCAUCAAGGCCGCGUCCGCGCUCCACGCGACGGUCGUCGAGCGCGUGCUCUUCGCGCCGACGGCCUUCUUCGACGUCACGCCCGUGGGGCGCAUCCUCAACCGCUUCUCGGGGGACAUGCUCACGUUAGACACGGAGCUUUCCCGGAACAUGUCCGAAUUCUGCGGCAUCGCGAUGUACGUCGUCGGCGCGAUCGUCGCGCUCUGCGCGGCGACGAAGGGCCUGUUCCUCGCGUUGUUCGUCCCCAUGGGCUACGCCUACCGCUGCAUCGACCGGCGCUUCCGCACGUCGUCGACGCAGAUCGCGCGGCUCGCGAAACUGGCGCGGUCGCCCGUCAUCGCGGACUUCUCGGAGAUCCUCAACGGCGUGGCGACGGUGCGCGCCUACGACGCCGUGAAGCGCUUCGAGGAUCGGUUGCGGAGCCGUCUAGAUGCGUUGGCGGCCUGCGUGGUCCUCGAGCAGCUCUGCUACAACUGGUUGAGCGUGCGUUUGGACCAGCUCGCGGCGGUGUCGUCCGCGGCCGUCGCGGCUUUAGCCGUCGGCACGCAGGGCGGCUUCAUGAACGCGGGCUUCCUCGGCCUGGCGUUGAUGUCGACCAUCGAGGUCACGGGCUUCCUCAAGAACGCCGUGCGCCUGUCGUCGCUCCUCGCGUCGAACAUGGCGUCCGUCGAGCGCCUCGGCGAGUACGGCGACUGCUUCCGGGGCCCCGGCGAGGCGCCCGACGACCCGCCGCCCCUCGUGCCCGCGGAGGCCUGCGAGGUCGUCGCGAAGCGCAUGGACCCGCCGCCGGACUGCUGGGCGCCGACGAAGGGCGCCGUGACCUUCAAGGGCGCGCGGAUGCGCUACCGCGACGGGCCUUUGGUGCUCAAGGGCAUCGACGUCGAGAUCCCCGGCGGCGCGCACGUCGGCGUCGUCGGCCGCACGGGCAGCGGCAAGUCGUCGCUGACCGCGGCGCUCUUCCGCGUCGUGGAGCUGUGCGGCGGGUCGUGCGAGAUCGACGGCGCCGACGCGGCGGCGCUCGGGCUCCGCGAGCUCCGGCGGGGCCUCUUCAUCAUCCCCCAGGACCCCAUCCUCUUCUCCGCGUCGCUGCGCUUCAACGUCGACCCCUUCGACGAGUACACGGAGCACGAGGUCAAGGACGCGCUCGAGCGCGCGGAGCUCGGACCGUUCGUCGCGUCGCUCACGAACGGUUUGGACGAGCUCCUCCAGGAGGGCGGCUCGAACCUGAGCGUGGGCCAGCGCCAGCUCGUCUGCAUCGCGCGGGCCCUGCUCCGCAAGCCCAAGAUCCUCGUCCUCGACGAGGCGACGGCGUCCAUCGACAACGAGACCGACGCGGCGAUCCAGAAGCAGAUCCGCACGAACUUCAAGGCCUCGACGACGAUCACCAUCGCGCACCGCCUCCACACGAUCCUCGACUCGGACCUCGUCCUCGUCCUCGACGACGGCCACGUCCUCGAGUUCGACGCGCCCAAAGCGCUCCUCGCGAAGGACGGCUCCGCCUUCAAGGCCCUCGUCGUCGUCAAGACGGCGGAAGCGGUCAACAAGAUGGGCGAACGCAUCGGCGUCAUGAAGACGCUCGACGACGGCACGAAGGUACAGGAGAACGACAACGGGACGUCGAUCCAGAUCUGCAAGGACGGCACGCGCAUCCAGACGAACACCGACGGCAUCAUCAUCCAGACGAACCCCGACGGCUCGAAGAUCCAGCGCAACCCGGACGGCAAGCAGAUCGACACGUCCGCCGACGGCAUGACCCAGAUCCAGACGAACCCCGACGGGACGCAGAUCAAACUCAAAUCGUGCUCGACCUGCGGCCUCUGCGGUGACUGCGAGUGAGGAGGCGCGCGCGCACACCGGAAGGAACACAAGAGUCGUAAGUCCGCGCGC